AUGGACGGAGUUCAUAGUGGUUAUAAGGGCUUAUUUACGGCAAAGAUUUAUGGUAGAAAGUUCCUUCGACGACGAAUAAGGUAUUACUCGCACAGUUCUGCUUCGUUCAACCCAUGUAUAUUGGUUCUUGAAUUAAGUGGCGAUAUUCAUCCACAUCCAGGACCAGUAUCCAAUCCCAGACGUUCGGGUAAAGGUCGGCACACUUUAUUGGUCUUAACAAUCAAUGCUCGAAGUCUAAACAACAAACUUCGCGACUUUCAGUCAAUGGUGUACACGAGCGAUUGUGAUGUUGUUGUUGUGAGCGAGUCCUGGCUGACUCCCUCGGUGCUAAAUAAAGAAAUAUUACCGAAUGGCUAUGAUAUAUAUCGCUGUGACAGACAAGAUGGCAAAAGAGGCGGAGGGGUAUUAAUUGCAAUAAAAAAUGAGAUUGAAUCUAAACGACGCAAAGAGCUAGAAUCGAAUUGUGAAAUUGUGGUGUGUGAAAUACAUAUUUCCAAAGGUAUGAAGCUAAUUAUAUGCGGUUUCUAUAGACCUCCCUCGAGCAAAAAUGAAUAUUUAAUGAAUUUUGGUAAUUCCCUCGAGAAUAUUGUGAGAGACGGUACUCCUGUUAUAUUAUGUGGCGAUUUUAAUUUUCCUGAAAUUGAUUGGGAACUGCAAGUAGCACCUGGGUGUGACAACUUACCCAAUAUUUUCUGCGACAUGAUAAACGAUGCUUUUUUGAGUCAGAUGAAUUAUUCUCCGACAAGGGUUUCUGACUCAACAAGCAACAUUUUGGAUUUAGUUUUUACAAAUCUGCCGGAUCAGCUUUACGGUCUUUCAACAUUCGAUUGUCAACUGAAUACCGAUCAUCUUGGAAUUUCAUUUUUCCUUAAGACAACUGUGAAGCGAACAAAAUUUUCACGUUCUGUGUAUAAUUUUAAAAAGGCUGAUUUCGAUGGGUUGAGAGAAACUCUUGCGCACACACCAUUUGAAAUGCUACUCGACUGUGAUGAUAUCGACCAAUGUUGGGAAAAAUGGAAAGAUGUAUUUCUUACUACCGCUGAAAUGUUUAUCCCAAAAUGUAAGGUUAGAGAUGCAAAGGCACCAAAAUGGAUAGAUGGAGAUGUUAUCAAUCUCUCUAAGUGUAAGAACAGAAUGUGGAAAAAAGCUAAAAAAUCUAACUUAACAAGUGAUUGGGAAAAUUACAGAACUAUUCGUAAACAGCUAAAAACGUUGACUAAAAAGAAAUAUCGUGAACAUCUCGCAACUAUGCAGGAUGAGUUAAAGGAUAAUCCUAGUAAGUUUUGGUCAUUUUACAGAGCCACAACAAAAACAGCCAGGAUACCAAAAAUUGUUCAUCUCAGUGGGGAGAAAGCCUCAACGCCUUCUGCUAAAGCGGACAUGUUCAACAAAUUUUUUGCGUCCGUUUUUCAAAAAUCUGACCAUGGAGCAGAGAUAAAUCAUGAUGUGUUUCAUCCUCGAGUUGACGAAUUGCAUAAUUUACAUGUUACUGUUGAAGAUAUCUUGUCUGUUUUGAAGGCCAUUAAUCCUUCAAAAGCUAGUGGACCUGAUCAAAUUCCUGGACGGAUUUUAAAAGAAUGUGCAAAUGAGAUUGCCCCUUCACUUACACAAAUAAUAAAUCUUUCCCUUCGAAUAGGAAUGUUACCAAAGGAAUGGAAAUGGGCAAAUGUUGUGCCAGUUUUCAAAAAGGGUGAUGUUGAAAACGUGACAAAUUAUAGACCUAUCUCUUUGCUAAGUGUAGUGGAAAAAGUAGUGGAACGUUGUGUAUUUGAUAAGUUUUUCCCAUUCGUAGCCAGUCGUGUAUACCAUCUUCAACACGGAUUUAUGAAAGGCCGCUCUACGGUUACCCAACUACUUGAAAUUGUUCACCUUUUAACAAAAUCAAUUGAUGAAAAGGGACAAACGGAUAUUGCAUUCCUUGAUUUUUCAAAGGCUUUUGACUCUGUGUCUCAUUUGUCAAUGAUGGAUAAGCUAUACGCGGCGGGCAUCAGAGGCUCUUUGCUUAAAUGGUUUGGAAGUUACCUACAUGACAGGAAGCAGCGAGUAGUACUUGACGGCAAAUGUUCCGAAUGGCUUGAUGUCACCAGUGGGGUUCCACAAGGCUCUAUUUUGGGACCAGCUCUUUUUGUUCUGUUCAUUAAUGACAUGCCUGAUGUUAUUUCAGAAUCAGGAACGCUCGCAUUGUUUGCUGAUGAUGCGAAGUGUCUACGUACAAUCAAUUCAGACGCCGAUUGCGUGGCUUUACAAAGGGACUUGAAUAAUUUAACUACUUGGAGUGCAGAAUGGAAAUUACCAUUUAACAUUGACAAGUGUACCAUCUCUACAGUAACAACGAAACGCAACCCUGUUUCUUUUAUUUAUGAAAUAGCUAAUUGCGUUAUCAAGAGAGUAAACGAACAGAGAGAUCUUGGAGUCCAUAUAACUAGUAAUGCUACAUUUAAUGAACAUAUAUAUAUUCAGAUAAAUAAAGCGAACAAGAUGCUGGGCUUUAUUAGACGUACAGUUUCGAGGGAAAAGUGCUUAUUACCUACAAUGAAAUCACUGUACUGCGCACUGGUAAGGAGUAACUUAGAGUAUGCUUCUGAGGUUUGGAGCCCAAAAUCAAUCACAUUAAUUAAGAAAAUCGAAAGGGUUCAACGCCGAGCAACACGGAUCUUGUUGCCUGAAUUGGAAUAUGUGGAACGUCUCCAACAGUUUGAUGUUCCUCCUCUUUUACACCGUCGAGAGUUGAAGGAUUUAACCACCUUUUACAGGAUGAAACAAGGUUUAUAUAACUGUAAUGUUGACUCCUACGUUGAAUUCUGCUCAGACACAAGAUUACGAUCAACUGCCCAGGGGAAAUUGAAAACCCCUAAAUGCAGAACAGAACAUUUUAGGGCAACUUAUUUUAAUAGAAUAACGUAUUUAUGGAAUAAUCUCCCUGAACAAAUUCGAACUUUCAAUGGUAGUGUGGCCAUAUUUAAGCGUUCUUGUAGAGAGUAUUACAAAACUAUACCGUAUGAUCCUGACCGACCUCGCGUUACUUGGGAUCCAUGA
Paramuricea clavata is the source of this 3036-nucleotide messenger RNA. The record is from the annotation of a GenBank genome assembly. NCBI's taxonomy places the organism in Eukaryota, Metazoa, Cnidaria, Anthozoa, Malacalcyonacea, Plexauridae.